Molecule: messenger RNA, 732 nt
Organism: Cylicocyclus nassatus
Lineage: Eukaryota; Metazoa; Nematoda; Chromadorea; Rhabditida; Strongylidae
Source: the annotation of a GenBank genome assembly
AUGAGCCCAGGAAGAAGAAUAUGUCUCGAUCUGUUCCGCAGGUAUCCGGCAGAGAGGCGCAGCUCAAGGGUUCCCAUCUGCCGUCCCACAGAAGAGAAAAUCAGAGCCCACCUGCCGGUCUCUUCGAGGAGGGAAAAUCAGGCAAACAGAGCUCACCUGUUCUUUCGAGGAGAGGAACCCACUCAAACAGAGCCUACUUACCGGUUCCUCGAUAAGGGAGGACCACGCAAACGGAAUCCAUCCACCGUGGAGGAAAGAGCAAGUAUCAUUCCUCAUUUAUCGCGAAAGGUUGGCGAGGAGGCACGCGGACCGGUCCCAUCGAGAGGAGAAAAUCAGGCGGACAGAAAUUACCUGGCAGUUCCCUCAAGAAGAGAACCGCCAGGUAAGCUCUGUUUGCCUGAUACUCAGAAGAAACACUCGAACAGAGCCUACCAGCCGGCUCACUCGAGGAAAAGCCAGGCGAACAGAGCUCAAAUUAGCCAAACGGUUCCCACCUGCCUUCCCCCGACAAGAGAGCUACUCAAACACAACCCACUAACCGCUUCCCGCGAAGAGGGAAAACCACGCGAACGGAAUCCAUCUACCGAGGAGGAAAAAGCAAGCCUCCUUCCUCGUCUUUCGCGAAAAGUAAAUCAGGCAGACCUCAAAGCGAGGAGGCACGCGCACAAAGUCCAGCUACUAAAGACGAAGGAGGAGGCCAUCAUUCCCCGACUUCUGAGGCAAAUUUCGUAG